AUGUAUGUGUGGACGGAGCUGGCGCAACCGCGUCUGAGUCGGAUGGAGCGAAUACCGGUACUGCUACUACGACCAUUUGACAAGAAACGGCAGCACGUCAUGGAGACGCAGCUGCGGUUUCAUGACGGGGACGUCAGCGGUCUCUGA
Peronospora matthiolae is the source of this 147-nucleotide messenger RNA. The record is from the annotation of a GenBank genome assembly. Lineage: Eukaryota; Oomycota; Peronosporomycetes; Peronosporales; Peronosporaceae.